Messenger RNA from Protopolystoma xenopodis, 333 nucleotides. The record is from the annotation of a GenBank genome assembly. Lineage: Eukaryota; Metazoa; Platyhelminthes; Monogenea; Polystomatidea; Polystomatidae.
UCAUCUCCCAAUAGUUCAGAUGGCUUAUCCACUUCUCCACACUCACCCUUGCCUCCAGAUGAUCUUACCUAUCCAUCACCUAGGCGAAAUGGUGUUGAUGAUUCACAAGCUCUUUAUUCUCCCAGCUUAGAUCCUAUUGAUCCCGAGCUUCACUCUUCUGCUGAAUCUCCUUCUAGCUUGCAUUCUGAUGAGCAGCUUAUCUCUGACGCUCCAGCGGAGCUCUCAAAUGAACUCUGCCAAAUUGCCUUGGAUAACCCUUCUAAUGGUUUACUCGACUCCUAUCUCGACGAGGAAGCAUCUCUCGGAUUUCAGGAGGACUUUGUAUCUAAGUAA